AUGCACGCCUUCAACUUCAAUCCCGCCCUAGCAGUCGCUGCAGUGGCAUGCCUCUCUGCCCUGCCCACUGCCCACGCUAGCUUGUACGCAAAGGACUCCCCGGUCGUUCAAGUCACGGCCAAGAACUACGACAAGCUGAUCAAGUCCAACUACACUUACGUUGUCGAGUUUUAUGCGCCAUGGUGCGGCCAUUGCAAGAACCUGCAGCCCGCCUACGAGAAGGCCGCCCGGAACCUCGACGGUCUUGCCGCCACCGUCGCCGCCGUCAACUGCGACGACGACGAGAACAAGCAGCUCUGCGGUAUGAUGGGCGUCCAGGGUUUUCCCACCCUCAAGACCAUUCGUCCAGGCAAGAACAAGGGCGCACCCGUCAUCGAGGACUACAACGGCCCGCGUACCGCUAAGGGCAUCGUGGAUGCCGUUGUCGACAAGAUUAACAACCAUGUGAAGCGCCUGACGGACAAGGAUAUCGAAUCAUUCCUCUCCACCAAGAACGAGUCGGCCAAGGCCAUUUUAUUUACCGAGAAGGGUACUACAAGUACUCUGCUAAAGAGUCUUGCCAUUGACUUCCUUGGCGUCAUCCCCGUUGCCCAGGUGCGGAACAAGGAAGCCAAGGCUAACCAAUUGUUCGGUAUCAAAUCCUACCCUACCUUGGUGUUGCUUCCUGGUGGCGACAAGGAGAGCUUGGUAUACCAGGGAGAAAUGAAGAAACCUGCCAUGCUCGAGUUCCUGUCGCAAGUUGGCGAGCCAAACCCCGAUCCAGCAACGCCGAAGGCCCAAAGUAAAAACAAGGCGGGCAAGAAGGACAAGGAAAAGAUAUCCAAGGCCUCCCAGUCGUCACAGUCCACCGAUACCCCUCCCGCCGAAUCGAAACCCGCUCUGAGGGAGCUCGCUCCACCGAUCCCAGCCGUUACGUCGCAGCAGGAUUUGACCAACGAAUGUCUGAAUCGCAAGUCCCCCACCUGUGUGCUCGCCUUUGUGCCGACUGCGCAUGACGACGGGUCCGAGACAGCCCUCGCCAGCCUUUCCGAGAUCGCCUUCAAGCAUGCCCAAGUGCAACGCCAUCUGUUUCCCUUCUACGAGGUCCACGAAGAGAGCGCCGCAUCUGUGUUCCAAGACCUUGGGCUUACGGGCAAGGUACAGCUGGUUGCCGUCAAUGCCAAGAGGGGUUGGCUGCGACACUAUGAUGGUGAUUUCAGUGCCUUGAGUGUCGAAAACUGGAUUGAUGCCAUUCGAAUGGGUGAGGGUGCUAAGGAGAAGCUGCCCGAGGCAGUCAUCGGGGAGGUCGUCGAGGAGUCGGAGACAGCGGAGACCAAACCUGCUGAGACGGUCGAGGUCAAGAUUGAGGACUCAGUCGAGAUCGAGAUCGAGAGUGAGCCGGAGUCUACUUCAUGGCAGGGCGCCGAACCGACACCCGAGGCUACCGAAGCACCUCCAAAGCAUGAAGAGCUGUAG
Molecule: messenger RNA, 1455 nt
Organism: Anthostomella pinea
Lineage: Eukaryota; Fungi; Ascomycota; Sordariomycetes; Xylariales; Xylariaceae
Source: the annotation of a GenBank genome assembly